Molecule: messenger RNA, 3797 nt
Organism: Zootermopsis nevadensis
Lineage: Eukaryota; Metazoa; Arthropoda; Insecta; Blattodea; Termopsidae
Source: RefSeq, a predicted model, not a curated record
UCCAAUUUUAAAUUAAAUGUUGUGUUAUUGGAGAAGUUUGAUGGAAUAUCUAACCUUUUUCAUAUAAGAUUAGCGUCACAGAAUUAUUUGAGUGAUUUUUUUAUUUUCUCUGGACAAAUUACUACAGAUGAAGUUUUGACUGCAUUUUGCAUGCAGUGAAGCGAUAGGAAGCUAUGGCACUGCCACAGUCUGCCACACUUGAUGGUCUACCAAAACAAUUUGUAGUAGCAAUGCGGACACUCUUUGAUAUAAUGGAUGACAAAAGGACAGGCUAUGUCAAGUUUUCAGAAAUUGAGAAUCGUUGGCAAGAUGAUGGAACCAAAGGUCUUCCCAAAGGAGUAAUUGACAGUUUGCAGAAAGUUACUCCACCAAAUGGUUUACUCUCAUUUGAACGAUUCUGUGCCGGUCUAAAAAUAUGUCUGCUUCGGAACCAAGUAGAGAGUACUCAAGGUCAGUCACACAAGCCUGAGUGCUCUAGCCCACCUCAGCCAAUUCGUCCUCCUUCUGCACCACUUCUUGAUAUAGAAUCAUCAGCAAAACAAUCUUGGACUGCACCCAAUACUGCCACUGUCUACCCCAACAAUGCCAUGUCACAACAGAGGACACUAAGUAUGCCUCAGCUUCUUGGAGACAGGAAAGAGAAUAUUCAUCCAGAUGUAAAUGAGCUGAGAAACUAUGCAAAUGAUGCAAAACUUAAAAUGCCUAAUAUGAAGCCUGGAGGCAUACUGUAUGGCCCACCUAAACCACCUCGAACAGCUGCAGGACUCGAGAGAGCCAUGCUUGUCACCAGUAGUGAAAGAAACCUGGGAACAGAGAGGAACCUGGAUAAAGCUGAGAUACGCACAGCACUGCAGAACUGGCAGAUAGGUAUCAUGAUGAAUGAUCAUGAAGUGACCAAAGCCAUGGGUUACCCAGGGGGCUCGCAAGGUGGACGAGGAUCAGGAGAUGGAAAACCUUCUGGUCAGCCAGAUCAGGUGGGAAUUCCUCACAAAAAAAUGACAGGGCGAAGAAGAGAGCCAAGGCGCCAUACAUUACAAAAUGGAAUUGAUUAUAACAUGCUAAAAAGAAUGAAGCAGAUUGAACAAGAGAAAGAUGUAUUGAUGCAAGGACUGCAGGCAGUUGAAAGAGCCAGAGAAUGGUACUUGAAACAGGUAGCUGCUGUGCAAGAGAAAAUGAAGUAUUUAGGGAGAAUGGGAUCUCAUAUGGAGCAGUGGACUGAAGCACAGCAGGAACGCUUAGAACUACAGCGAGCCAGAGUUUUAGAAGUGAACAGGCACCUUGCCACCCUGACAGAUAGCUGGGAGCGUGGAGGACUGCCCCUACACAUUAAUCUUGCUGUUCACCAUGCAAGCCCAGCAUCUCAUGAUCUUCUGUCACGACUUAAACAACAGAACCAUCUCCUUACAGAGGAAGUGAGUAAGAAAAGUGAGCGGAUCACAGCCCUUGAAAGAGAGAAGGCCUCACUUAUUCGAGAACUAUUCCAGACUCGAUCUCAGAACAGAAGAGGAAAUGAACCUCCAGAUGAUGCUGCUUUCAUGUGAGGUGUGAUAUGAGUAGGCAUACUAACUGCUAAAGACAUCUACACGAUAGUUCAUUUCUUCCCACACACGCCCCAGCAUGUCAGCGGUGAUGUUUCAAAUGGCAGCUCUGAUACGCACCUUCAGAUCCAGGAUAGUUGCAGAAGUGCCGCUGGACAAUGGCAACUGACCGACUUUGAUGAUAUUCGAGAGUACAAAACGCCUUCUCCUUACCGUUAGCCGCCAUAUUGCAAAAGCUGACACUUGGUGGCCAAACGCAUAACUACUGGAUGGCGGGCGGUACAGAACAAAACUUUGAGAGUUUCUGUAUCCACCAGUGUAAUGAUAAUAGUCGUAUGUUUAAUGCAUUGCCCCACAAAAAUUCACAAAACCCUGACAGUCUUUUUGAAUAGCCCUGUACAGGCACACCUCAGAGAUAUUGUCAGUUCGGUUCCAGACCACCGCAAUAAAGCGAGUCACACAAAUUUUUUGGUUUCCCAGUGCAUAUAGAAGUUAUCAUUCAAUUUGUAAAGAAAGGCAAUAUCUGCGAAGCGCAAUAAAACGAAGUAUGCCUGUAUGUGGUUCAUUACACAUUUUUGUUCUUAUUGGGACUUCCUCAUUGUCAUGGAUUCUGCAUUCUUAUACUCUGUAAUUGUCUGUCAUUCCAGUUUGUUCCUUCCAUUGCUUUAUAUAUCAUUUGUAACCAAAUGAAUUUUUGGCUUUCCCCAUUCACAUCUUUCAGUUAGUUUCUAGUCUUCUGUGUUGUUUUUAUGUAUGUCUAUAACACUGCAGUGUUUUGUUUUAUUUUAUUACACGCACAACAUUUCUCUUCUACAACCAUUGUUCCUGUAUUUCAUUUUGCACUUUGGUUUUCCUAGUUUAUCUUUGAUGUCUUGAAUCAGUUCCUGGUGAUUUCACUUGAUUGUAACCCUUUCAGUAAAUACCUAUGUAAUGUCUUCACAUGUUUUUAGUUGUUCUGCUUGUGAUCUGACUUUUAUUAGCUGAAAAAUGAACACUUUUGAAUGUAUGGGUUUGCAAUUUUCACAUUCUUAAUAGGAUAGUUUCAUAGGAAACUUCAUUGUAUUAAUGUUUGAGGAUAUGAUCAUAUUUCCAUUGUUAAUGUUGAUCCAACUAACAAAGUUCCACUGUUGCUAAGUCUCAGUCACUGGAAAUUGGUGCGUUCCGUUGGUGAUCUGCAGGUUUGUAAUUCUGAACUCAUUUGAAUCUUUUGAUACAAAGGAUUUUUUAUUGAGGUAUAUUAAUUGGAAGGUGUAAUAAUUUGAACCUCUAAAACGUGAGCUCCUGAAACUGUACAUGUACUUCAACAGUCACUCACAAAAGAUAAAUUUAUUUUUAAACACACAGUACUGUGAUAGAAGUGCUGAUUCCGUCCAUAGCAUUCAUCAGCACUUCAGAAAUGUUUUUGAGUUAUCUAUAUUAAGAAUGAAGUGAUUUUUAUAACAUAUUUUGAAUUGGGCACAAACAUGAGAUAUAGUAUUAAGUUACGAUAGUUAACCAUUUCACUGUUAUAGCCUGCACAGUUUCAUCUCAUGGAAAAUCGCCGUCUUCCACUAAUUACACAAAACCGUUGCAAUACUCAGGAUAUUAAAAAAGCUAAGAUAUCAGAUGCUGGAUGUAUGAAGGCAAAGAAUUAUGUGUGUAUUUAGGAAUGAUUUACUGGAGCCACAGUCACUGGCCUGAAUAGAUUAUUAAACUUGUGUUUUAUUGGAAGAGUUAUGCUCCGUGGCAUAUCGGAACAAUGCAGUCUGUAAGUAUACCUGUUCACAGUCUGUUAUCAAGCUGCCAUACAUAGAGUAGCAAAAGCCACAAAAAUGUUUCUCUUGUGACAUUUUUUUUAAAUUAUUGGUGUCAAAGUUGGUAUGACCAAUUGGCAACAUGAAAAUCAUCCAAGAGUAAAGGUGUACUUGGGUAGGAGAACACGAAAAUUGAUCUCUGCAGCAAAUAAACAGGGACUCCAAUAAUAAUUACCACUAUUAUGGAUACUGAGUAACUAGCUGUGAUGGUGAUUUUUUAGUAGCAGUUAUCAAAUCACUGUUACCGAUAUAGUGCUCAUUUCUUAUGCAUGUACACUUGCUUGGUAAUUAUUCACCUUUUUGUAAGUGUAAAAUGUGGGAGUUCCUUGAAGUUUUAAAAUACUGAACACUUGUUAUUAACAACACUGAUUUUCAUUUAUAUUGGUAAGUGCAAUUUGUUAAAUUUUGUAUUAAUUUUAUGCAGAAAUGCUCAAACAUGUGUAAGAUUAAACAAUUUCAAACAUUA